GUAAGCGACAAUUGAACAUUUUCUAAAAAAAAAUUAUAACAGAUCUAAACUAUGGCCUCAGUCUUAGAACAGUAUGUCAAUACAGUACAGAACCUAUCUUCCCAAGGAAAUUUUUCGCAGCUGUGUGAAUUCAUUGGAAAAAGUGCAGAUGCCCUAACCAAAAAUGCAAGCCAUUUGGACAAUGUGUUAGCAACAUUAGAUAUUCAGCAACAUUCUCUAGGAAUUUUGGGUAUAUUAUGUGUGAAGUACAGUUUACCAAAUAUACCAGAUUUUGAGAUUUUAUUUAUACAGACUCAGGAAUUCAUCAAUAAUUGUAAUGGAGAGCAUGUCAGAUAUGCCACUGACAGUUUUGCAGAUUUAUGUCAUAGAUUUACACAAAAUUUGGUAGAAAAGAAACAGCCAAUGAGAGGUAUCAAACUAUUAGUGAAUGCCAUUGAUAAGAUUCAGUUAUUGCCAGCCCAGUUAACAUCAAUCCAUGCAGAUCUGUGUCAGUUAUGUUUACUGUCAAAGAACAUGACCUCUGCAAUACCAUUCCUGGAUGUGGAAAUCAAUGAAAUAAGUAAAGAGGGUGGCCAUUUUGAUGCUAAAGAUUUAUUAUUGUAUUACUACUAUGGAGGAAUGAUCUACACUGCACUGAAAAACAAUGAUAGAGCAUUGUACUUCUAUGAAAUUGCCAUUACAACACCAAGUAUGGCAGUUAGUCAUGUGAUGUUAGAGGCUUAUAAAAAGUAUAUUUUGGUAGCACUUAUAGUCCAUGGAAAAGUACCAAAUUUACCAAAAUAUACAUCACCUGUUGUUGCUAGAUACAUUAAGCCAUUAUGUCAGCCAUAUCAUGAUCUUGCUGCUUCUUAUACAACAAAUAAUCCAUCAGAUUUACGGAACACUGUUUCUAAACAUCAGGAAACAUUUAAUCGGGACAGUAACAUGGGACUAGUAAAGCAGUGUCUUACAUCAUUAUACAAGAAAAAUAUACAGAGACUUACAAAGACAUUCUUGACUCUAUCCCUGUCUGACAUGGCUAGUAGGGUACAGUUAUCUGGUCCUAAGGAGGCAGAGAAAUAUGUUUUACAUAUGAUUGAAGAUGGAGAAAUAUAUGCCACGAUAAAUCAAAAAGAUGGAAUGGUUCGUUUUCAUGACAACCCUGAACAAUACAAAAGUGCAGCAAUGUUACAGCAAUUAGACAAAGAGAUGCAAAAAUGUAUCCAGUUAGAUGAAAAGUUGAAAGAAAUGGAUAGAGAAAUAGCAGUAAAUCCUCAAUUUGUGCAAAAGAGUUCAUCAAGCCAUGAUGAUGACUUGCCAGGAAGCUCCUCUAAAAUACAGGGAUAUUGAUGAUACCUAAAGUGAGGCAAUAACAUUACAAAGUGCUGUAUCUUAUUUGGACUGUAACAGUUAAACACAGUAGAUCUUUAUGAAUUGUGAUAGUGACACUGAUGUCAUUGGAUUUUUUUUGUAUUAUCAUAAAUCAAUAAAAAAAAUAAUUCUA
Mytilus californianus (California mussel) is the source of this 1483-nucleotide messenger RNA. RefSeq names its product COP9 signalosome complex subunit 3-like. The transcript has 15 exons. Gene Ontology annotation, cellular component: COP9 signalosome. The record is from RefSeq and is a predicted model, not a curated record. The coding region runs from base 52 to 1329 and encodes 425 amino acids. Gene Ontology annotation, biological process: ubiquitin-dependent protein catabolic process. Lineage: Eukaryota; Metazoa; Mollusca; Bivalvia; Mytilida; Mytilidae.